Mycotypha africana is the source of this 699-nucleotide messenger RNA. RefSeq names its product DNA polymerase alpha zinc finger-domain-containing protein. Gene Ontology annotation, biological process: lagging strand elongation; mitotic DNA replication initiation; DNA replication. Bases 262 to 645 code for a protein of 127 amino acids. Gene Ontology annotation, molecular function: single-stranded DNA binding; purine nucleotide binding; pyrimidine nucleotide binding. The transcript is spliced from 6 exons. Lineage: Eukaryota; Fungi; Mucoromycota; Mucoromycetes; Mucorales; Mycotyphaceae. Gene Ontology annotation, cellular component: alpha DNA polymerase:primase complex. The record is from RefSeq and is a predicted model, not a curated record.
GUAUUAAUUACAUAUGACAAAUUCAUUUUGCAAAUUAUCGUUCCAAAACAAUCUUGUAAACUCUUGAGUUGUCUUCAGAUUAUAGAUGGUACAUUGUCAGGCAAAUCUUGCCACCUGUUCGACGAUUAUUACUUCCUAUCAAUAAAAUUUCACUUAACGAAUUACUGAAAUGGCUCGAUAUCGAUCUCGAUAAUUUACUAACCGACGAAGUAGAAGAAAGCGUAGUAUCCGAGAAAGAACAAGACAAAGAGGAAACAGUGUAUGAGUUGUAAAAAGUGCGAGGCGAAGCUUGAUACAAAUGAAAUUGAGGCAAAAGUAAUAACCUUGAUUCAUGAAAGUAUAAGAAGGUAUUAUAGAAGCCCAUUGAAAUGCAAUCAUAUAAUGUGUGGGAGUGAGACAAACAGCAAGAUCUAUCACGAAGGCGAUCGUUGCUUUCAACCACUAUGCUCGGGAAGGCUGAAUUAUGUCUAUUCAGCAGGAACAUUGUAUGAACAAUUGAGUCAUCUUCUUAAAUUAUUUAAAGUAGAUACUGAUAGAACACAGUAUACUGAUACUGAACAAAAUUGUGUGCAUCGAAUACAGACAUUCAUAAAAAAACUGAAAGAGUUAUCCCAGUUCACAUAUGCAGCUUAUGCAAAUUCAUAAACACUUGUCGGGCAUUUUACUAAUAAAGGAAAUUCCUCUGGACCGCAUAUGUAC